Molecule: messenger RNA, 363 nt
Organism: Fusarium odoratissimum NRRL 54006
Lineage: Eukaryota; Fungi; Ascomycota; Sordariomycetes; Hypocreales; Nectriaceae
Exons: 2
Coding region: 1-363 (120 amino acids)
Source: RefSeq, a predicted model, not a curated record
AUGGAUUUACUUAAGCUUUUUAUAUGUCCUAUUUCUCAAUCGGAUGAACCUGAAACUGGUGCAGACCCUCAACCUUCCUAUUACAAAACCAACACCACGGGGCCUAAUUACAGUGCCCAGGCUCCAUCUUACGAGCCACAGUCAUCCUCCUACAACGCCCAACCUUUGUCUGACAAUACUGUACAACCUGACUCUUACAAUAUGUCGGCAGGUGGGGAACAAGCUAUGCAGAACCACAACAUUACCAACCAAGCAUGGCAGACAGCAUAUAACAACGCACAGGAAUAUGUGUCAGAUGGGACUUAUACACAAGAAACAGUAUAUGGGAAUGGUGUUACGACUGGGGGUGCAGCAAGCUACUGA